Messenger RNA from Phasianus colchicus (ring-necked pheasant), 3969 nucleotides. RefSeq names its product sperm-associated antigen 4 protein-like. The record is from RefSeq and is a predicted model, not a curated record. Gene Ontology annotation, molecular function: protein-membrane adaptor activity. NCBI's taxonomy places the organism in Eukaryota, Metazoa, Chordata, Aves, Galliformes, Phasianidae. Gene Ontology annotation, cellular component: nuclear envelope; meiotic nuclear membrane microtubule tethering complex.
CCCGCCGCCGCCGCUGCAGCGCGCGCCGGGAAACGGGACCCUCGCGGCUGCGCGGGGACUGCCGGGAAACGGCGGCGCCGAGGAGGAGGGUGGGGGCGGCAGCCUGGGGAGCUGUGGAGCCCGUGGAGCCUAUGGAGCCUAUGGGGCCUAUGGGGAUCGGGCUGUUGCGGAGCGUCGUGAGGUCCCGGGAGCUAUCGGGGUGCAGUUGGGAUGCUGUGGGGGCACCGCAGAUUUUGUAGGGAGCCCGGGGGGCUGUGGAGGACUGUAGGGCGUGCGUGGAACUAUAGAAGGGCUACGCGGGGGGGCUGUGGGACGUACAGGGGUGCGUAAGCGGGCAUAGGGCUGAUCUGCGGAAUCAAACUCUAACCCACGUAAGGUUAUAAGAGGUACGGCUUCAUUUCAGCGCUGCGCCACACGCUGGGUACAGGGGGGAUCGCUCCUCCCAGCUUGCGCACCGGAGAGUGGGAUCUCGAUACGUUUAUAAGCCAAUUCAUUUAUUUAGCAGUAUUUUCCAAGACCUAUUGACGUAUUCAUUACUUUUCCGGGAGUUUAUUUACAUACAGUCCCUCCCCGUAGAGCAUGCGCAGUAGCUUCCUCUGGUGGUCGUUGGAUGAAGGCUCGACAUCUCCCUCCCCACCUGGUGGUGGUCGUUCCUGGAUGAAGUCGGUAGUCUUCCUCGCCACGUCCUUCCGACCGUUGUCCCGGUUUUGAGCUCUUCUCCCACCCUGCGUGCCUCUGCAAUUUCUUAUCCUGUUUGUUCCCCUUUCAUUGUUCUCUCAUUGGCCCCUUUGUGCUGCUUUGAGAAGGCUUCCUUUUGGGAAUGUGUUUGGGCUAGCAAAAGUUAACUAAGCAAUUCCUUCUGAGUUAGCAGAAGUUAAACUAAGCGAUGCUAUUUGCGAAUUCCUUUUGAGUUAGCAAAACCAAGCAGUGUUAUGGACCCCUCGCAUCUUGUAUACUUCAGCUCACUAUCUCAGGGGUCUAUAGGGUCCGGGGGGGGGGGGUUGCUACAAAUGUCCUUGGAGCUCUAAGGGUGUAAUGGGUGUAGAGCAAACAAAGGCGAUGACAGAGCCUUUAUUUGAGAAACAGGCACUGUAGGAAAAGAUAUCAAAGAGAAAUGAACUCAUCCGUCCCAGGAACAGUUUGGAGGAAGGGGCGAGCUGAGGAAUGCAGCCUCUCCCAUUAUACUGGAAUGAGAAAUGGGGCAACAGGGGGCUGACUGGGACAGCAGGGGGUGCUUUUGGGGGGGAGGGGUGGAGAAAGGAAGAGUGAAAAUCCAUACUGUGUAUUCAUUCUUUGUGUAAUAUGAUUUCUCACUAUAAACAAUCCAAUUAUUUGCAUCUACGCACUGAUAACACUGAUAAAACACACAGAUGGGAGCCCUGGGGACAGAGGUGGUCUGGGAUACGGCACAGAGCCCCUACUUAACGGCAGGCAUUUAAUUAAAAGGCAGGCCAUCAAUUUUAUGGAGGGAGCGGUCAUUUCUGUGAGCAAAUUAAAUAAAUAGGGACAAUUAUCAUUAUGAAUGUGGAUGCUGAUUCACUCCAUACAGUUCGCUGGCUCUCAGUGGUGCUUGGCUGCUGCAUGUUGUUUACAUGGCACCACUACCUUCACUACCUUCACUUAGACAAAAGUGAUUCUAUCCUUCUGUCACUCAGAUGUGGAGAGCCACUCCAAUGACAGUGGCUGAGGACUGGGAGAUAAGCGUCGGGAAUAAAAGGUGUAACUCUGUUUUCUGUGUGCUCUCCUGCUUGCAGGAGGUCCGCCAUUGCAAUUGCGAAUAAAAUCUGCUUUAUUAGAGAUACUGUCCUAGAAAAUUAUUUGGAUAUUUCCUGCGCUGGGGACGGGGCUCCCUGCAGCUUGUGCUGCUGCGCUGCCAGGCUCCUGCUCAGCCCCCAGAAUCCUGCACUGAUAACCUUGCAUCUGAAACCUCAAACCCUGUACUCUGCACCCAAAACCCAGCCCCCACAAGCUGGCACCCUGAUCCCAAACCUUUCACCCAGGCUUCAAAACCUUGCUUCUGAAGCCCAAAACCUGGCACCUUGCACCCACUCCCUGCAUCUCAAACCACCCAGAAUCCUGCACCUAAAAACCCCAAACCCUUGCACCUAGAGAUUUUGUGUUUUAGAUGGAAGGGUUUGUGGGCUGGGUGCAAGGAGUGGAAGUAGAGUGCCAGGUUUGGGGCUUUAGAUGUACGGCUUUGCAGCCUGAGUUAAAGGUUUUGGGCACAGGGUGCGUGGUCUUGGGUUUCAGUUGCAAGGUUUUGGGUUUUAGAUGCAAGGUUUUGGGGACUGGGUUCCACGUUUGGGUUUGGAUGCAAGUGUCCAGCAGUCAGAGAGAGCUUGACGCCUGGCAGCGUGCAGUGGCCCUGCCCUGAGCCCCAGCAAGGGGAAGAAGCAAGGCUGCCUGCUUCUGCUUGUUGUGGUCUUGUGAUUUUCUGUUGUCAGUGUUCCACAUCAGAACAUCAUUGUAAGCCAGCGGGCGUUAACGAGUGAAUGUUCUGGUUCCGUUUAGUGGCUUCUAAGGGCACUUGGAGUAUCGUGAUGGGGGAGGAGCUGACAGACAGGAGGCAGAGAGACUUUGUACGCGGGCAGGUUGUUACAGGACGGGGGCUACGGUUUUACACUGAAAGAAGGGAAACUGAGGUGUGCUGUGAAGAGGGAAUUCUUUACAGGGAGGGCAGCGCGGCUGCGGCAGUGCUGCCCAGAGCACGGUGGCUGUCCUUUCCCUGGAGGUGCCCAAAGCCCUGGGGGGACCUGGGCAACCUGAGCAGAUGGUGCAGCCAGCCCACGGCAGGGCUGGGGGUUGGGGGGCCGAGAGGUUCCUUCCAACACCACCACAAUUUGAUUGGAUGGUUCUAGGAACCUUUCGACCCCGUGCAACCCAUCCAUUCGUGCAUUACGCGUUCUAUGAUCUCUAAGGUCCCUGCCAUGCCAACCACACAAUGAUUCUACCCUUCUGUGACUCAGAUGUGGAGAGCCACCCCACCGCCCCUCAAUGCCAGCUGAGGACUGGGAUCGUGCCAACAGCACCGAAGCCUCCAUGAGCCGGUGGAAUUGAGCAGGCCUUUAUCAGCACCAGCUCCUGCCUCCGCUGGACAACAGUGUUCAAUGUGGCGUGAAACAGCCAGGAGAAUUGCAAGAAACCUGGCUGCUGCUGCUUCAGAGCAGAAGAUGAACCUCUUGAGAGUGUUCCUCGUACUGCCUGUGGUAUUUCUUGCAUUGCUCAGUGAAUAUCAACUUAGGUCUUGGAUGACACACCUGAAAAUAGAGGAAGACAGCAUUGCACAGAAGCUAGUGAUAUUACAUAAGGCAGUGUCUGAGCUGAGAACACAGCAAGACUGCUAUCAGAUGCCUGACUGGGCACGGAAAAGCAACGGUGCUACCAUCCAGCUCCAGAGAACUUCUCCUACCUAUGAAUGUGAUUCCUGGUUUUGCUGGCUCAAGCGUUUCAUCGUCCCUGUGAAUCCUCCGGAUACCAUCUUGCAGCCGGGUAUUUCACCAGGAGAAUGCUGGCCCAUGCAGGGACAUCAGGGCCAGGUUGUCAUCAGGUUGCCAGCUAAAAUCCUGCCCUCUUGUCUCACUCUGCAACAUGUUGACCCAGAGCUGACUCCAGCUGGCUUCAUCAGCAGUGCCCCGAGGCAAUCUGCUGUCUUUGGACUGGAUGUGGACGGUGAAGAGGAGGUUCCACUUGGGUCAUUCACCUUUAAUGUGCAUAAAGCACCCUUACAGACCUUCCUGCUUCAGAAUAAUCAUGCCAGAGCCUUUCGCUACAUCAAGGUUCUGGUGAAGAGCAACUGGGGACAUCCAGAACACACCUGCAUUUACCAAGUGCAGGUGCAUGGGAAGGUGGUGGAAAAAAAUGGCCUUCUGAAAUUAGAUUUCUAAGAUCUGAAAUUCAACAUGUAAGAUCUGAAGUUGGAUUUGUAAGAUCUGAAAUUGGAUUUGUUGUCAAAAAAAUAAAGACAUUAUA